Yarrowia lipolytica CLIB122 is the source of this 1677-nucleotide messenger RNA. RefSeq lists its product as uncharacterized. Gene Ontology annotation, cellular component: chaperonin-containing T-complex. The record is from RefSeq and is a predicted model, not a curated record. Gene Ontology annotation, biological process: protein folding. NCBI's taxonomy places the organism in Eukaryota, Fungi, Ascomycota, Dipodascomycetes, Dipodascales. Gene Ontology annotation, molecular function: ATP hydrolysis activity; ATP binding; ATP-dependent protein folding chaperone.
AUGUCCACCAUGUACAAUUCCCAACCGUCGGACACUUUGUUCCUUAACGGAGAGAAAAUCUCAGGCCUUGAAAUCGGCAGCCAGAACGUUCUGGCCUGCCAGGCCAUUGCCAACGUGGUCAAAUCGUCUCUUGGUCCCGUUGGUCUCGACAAGAUGCUUGUCGACGACAUUGGAGAUGUCACCGUGACCAACGAUGGUGCCACCAUUCUGGCUUUGCUUGAUGUCCAACACCCCGCCGGUCAGAUUCUCGUGGAGCUGGCACAGCAGCAGGACCGAGAGGUUGGAGAUGGAACCACCUCUGUCGUGAUCAUUGCCAGUGAGCUGCUUCGUCGAGCCCACCAGCUCGUCAAGGUCAAGGAUGUCCACCCUACUACGAUUAUCACUGGUUACCGACUCGCUCUGCGAGAGGCUCUGCGGUUCAUCAAUGAGGUCAUGAGCGUCCCCGUCGAGUCGCUGGGCAAGGACACCUUUGUCAACAUUGCCAAAACCUCGAUGUCCUCCAAGAUCAUUGGAUCCGACUCCGACUUUUUCGCUAACAUGGCUGUUGAUGCCCUGCUGGCCGUCAAGACCACAAACUCGCGUGGGGAGGUUAAGUACCCCGUCAAGGCUGUCAACAUUCUCAAGGCCCACGGUAAGUCCGCUCUGGAGUCCGUUCUUGUCAAGGGAUACGCUCUCAACUGCACUGUCGCUUCCCAGGCCAUGAAGACCCGAAUCCCCAACGCCAAGAUUGCCGUGCUGGAUAUGAACCUGCAAAAGGCUCGAAUGGCCAUGGGCGUGAACAUCACUAUCGAUGACCCCGAGCAGCUGGAGGCCAUCCGAAAGCGGGAGUUCGACAUCGUUCUGGAGCGAAUCCGAAAGAUUUUGGCUGCUGGCGCAAACGUCAUCCUCACCACCAAGGGUAUCGAUGAUCUGUGUCUCAAGGAGUUUGUGGAAGCUGGUGCGAUGGCCGUCCGACGAUGCAAGAAGGAGGAUCUGCGACGAAUCGCUCGAGCUACUGGAGCCACCAUGAUCUCUGACAUGUCCAACCUCGAGGGAGAGGAGGUCUUCGAGUCCUCUUACCUUGGCCAGGCCGAAGAGGUUGUUCAAGAGCGAAUUGCCGACGACGAGUGCAUUCUCGUCAAGGGCACCAAGGCCCACCCCUCUUCCUCCAUCAUUCUGAGAGGCUCCAACGAGUACCAGCUUGACGAGAUGGAGCGAUCCAUCCACGACGUUCUGUCUGUCGUCAAGCGAACUUUGGAGAGCGGUUACGUCGUUCCCGGAGGAGGAGCUGUCGAGGCUGCUCUGAACGUCUACCUGGAGAUUUUUGCCACCUCUCUGGGCUCCCGAGAGCAGCUGGCUAUCUACGAGUUCGCCAACGCUCUUUUGCAGAUCCCCAAAACCCUGGCGGUCAACGCCGCCAAGGACUCGUCAGACCUGGUUUCCAAGCUGCGAGCACGACACGCCCAGUCGCAGACUGCCGCUCUCACAGACACCAAGCGACGAAACUACAAAAACUGCGGCCUGGACCUGAUCCGAGGCAAGAUUGUGGACUCUCUCAAGGCUGGCACCAUCGAGCCUACCGUUUCCAAGUGCAAGUCUCUCAAGAGUGCGCUUGAGGCGUGCAUUUCCAUUCUGCGAAUCGACACCAUGAUCAAGGUGCAGCCUGAGGAACAGAAGGAGGACCCCCACGAUCAUUAG